Messenger RNA from Sinocyclocheilus grahami, 1168 nucleotides. RefSeq names its product trans-1,2-dihydrobenzene-1,2-diol dehydrogenase-like. Gene Ontology annotation, molecular function: nucleotide binding. Lineage: Eukaryota; Metazoa; Chordata; Actinopteri; Cypriniformes; Cyprinidae. The record is from RefSeq and is a predicted model, not a curated record. The coding region runs from base 38 to 1042 and encodes 334 amino acids. The transcript has 7 exons.
ACAUGCAACUGCAUACAGUCUGAAGGUCAGAGCGAACAUGGCAACCCGCUGGGGAAUCUGUGGAGCUGGAAACAUCAGCCAUGAUUUCUGUGUGGCUCUGAAGACACUUUCUCAUGAAGAUCACCAGAUAGUUGCAGUUGCAGCAAGAAGCCUAGAAAGUGCAAAGAAGUUUGCAAAGACUCAUGGGAUCCCGACUGCAUACGGCAGCUACCAGGAGCUGGUGAAGGAUGCAAAUAUCGACGUGGUGUACAUCGGCGUUCUCCACACACAUCAUCUGCAGGUGGGUCUGCUGUUCCUGAACGCUGGGAAGAACGUGCUGUGUGAGAAACCCUUCGCCAUGAACCUCCGAGAGGUCAAGCAUCUCAUCUCGGCCGCCAGGGAGAACAACGUCUUCCUCAUGGAGGCGGUCUGGUCCAGGUGUUUUCCCGUGUACGCUGAGGUCGGCAGGCUGCUCUCAGAAAACACCGUCGGGGAGGUGAAGAUGGUGAAGGUGUAUUUUGGUCUUCCUCUGCUGGACCGCGAGCGUGCCACACAGAAGGAGCAGGGCGGAGGAGCGCUGAUGGACAUCGGCAUCUACUGCCUGCAGUUCGCUCUGAUGGUGUUCAAGGAGGAAAGACCAGAAUCCAUCCACGCCACGGGAGUCCUGCUGCCCUCAGGAGUUGACGAGUCGAUGGUGGUGGUCCUGAAGUUCUCUGGGAACAGGAUGGCCAUAUGCGCUUGCACCAUUGCUUGUGAUCUUCCAAACGACGCCACCAUCUGCGGAAGCAAAGGAAUGAUCCGAGUGGCACAUCCCAUGCACUGCCCAACCACUCUGGAGGUGAAGGGGAAAGAGACAGAGUUUCCUCUUCCUGAACCCGGCCUGCCUCUGAACUUCAACAACAGCACGGGACUGAGAUACGAGGCGGAGGAAGUCAGGCGCUGCCUGCUGAAAGGACUGAAGGAGAGCAUCAAGAUGUCCCUCACAGACUCCGAGCUGCUCAUCGAGAUCAUGGAUGAGGCCCGGAGGCAGGUGGGCGUGGUUUAUGAGCAGGACAGCCAAUGACUGGCCUCCAUUCCUUGAUUGAUCUGAUUGCAUGGUGCUACUCAAGAUAAGGAAUCAAUCAUGCUUGAACAUUUGUGUAAUAAAAACGUAUUUGUGACAAACUGCAAUAAAAGUGACACAAACACA